Carcharodon carcharias (great white shark) is the source of this 1236-nucleotide messenger RNA. RefSeq names its product RNA polymerase II subunit C (gene polr2c). Bases 62 to 1006 code for a protein of 314 amino acids. The transcript is spliced from 9 exons. Gene Ontology annotation, molecular function: protein dimerization activity; DNA-directed RNA polymerase activity; DNA binding. NCBI's taxonomy places the organism in Eukaryota, Metazoa, Chordata, Chondrichthyes, Lamniformes, Lamnidae. Gene Ontology annotation, biological process: DNA-templated transcription. The record is from RefSeq and is a predicted model, not a curated record. Gene Ontology annotation, cellular component: RNA polymerase II, core complex.
AAUGCGCUCCUUCUCGCAUUGCUUUUCAAAAUAAACUCUCAACUCAAGACCGCGGCGCCUGAUGGGAUACUGGCAGAGCAGGUCACGCGGGGGUCUGGUGCGAUACUGGUGGAGUGAGUCACGCGGGGCCUGGUGGGAUGCUGGCGGAGUCCAUCGGAGGAAUCGCGCUUUCGCUGACAUGCCGUACGCGAACCAGCCGACAGUGCGGAUCACGGAGCUGACAGACGAGAAUGUGAAAUUCAUCGUAGAAAAUACAGAGUUAUCAGUGGCAAAUGCCCUACGGAGAGUCCUCAUGGCAGAAGUGGCAACUUUGGCCAUUGACUGGGUUCAGAUUGAUGCAAAUUCCUCAGUGCUCCAUGAUGAAUUCAUUGCACACAGAAUCGGAUUAAUUCCUCUUACAAGUGAUGACAUUGUGGAUAAGAUGCAGUAUUCAAGGGACUGUACAUGUGAUGAGUUCUGCCCGGAAUGCUCAGUGGAGCUGACGCUCGAUGUGAAGUGUAAUGAAGAUCAGACUCGACACGUCACCUCACGGGAUCUACUGUCUAACAAUUCCCGGGUUAUCCCUGUCACAUCUCGCAGCCGAGACAAUGAUCCCAAUGACUAUGUGGAACAGGAUGAUAUCCUGAUUGUGAAGUUGCGGAAGGGGCAGGAGCUUAGGCUCCGAGCUUACGCUAAGAAGGGUUUCGGGAAGGAACAUGCCAAAUGGAACCCAACAGCAGGGGUGUCCUUCGAGUACGACCCUGACAAUGCCCUGAGGCACACAGUGUACCCCAAACCUGAGGAAUGGCCCAAAAGUGAGUACUCUGAACUGGAUGAUGAGGAAAUUCAGGCUCCGUAUGACCCUAAUGGCAAACCAGAAAGGUUUUAUUUCAAUGUGGAAUCUUCGGGAGCACUACGCCCUGAGACCAUCGUACUAUCAGCUCUCUCUGGACUGAAGAAGAAAUUGAGUGACCUGCAGACAAUGCUGAGUCAUGAAAUCCAGAGUGAUGUUCUCACCAUCAAUUAGCAAGGUCCAGACUGACGUUGACCACUGGCCCGGUGCUAGUGGUGUGGGGAGUGUCCGUCUCUCUCCAAACUCAGGUUGGGGCGGGUGGUCUGAGCUUGCCUGGACCGCAGGGGUGGCUGUUCCAGACUCUCUGCACUCGUGUAUAAGCUGUAUGUUUGCACCGCUGUGUUUUGGUGCUUUCACCUUUCCUUUGUUGAUUUGUAAACAUGAUUAAAUCUGUUUUGGUCCCA